Messenger RNA from Limulus polyphemus (Atlantic horseshoe crab), 1539 nucleotides. Its product is annotated as endoplasmic reticulum-Golgi intermediate compartment protein 2-like. Gene Ontology annotation, biological process: retrograde vesicle-mediated transport, Golgi to endoplasmic reticulum; endoplasmic reticulum to Golgi vesicle-mediated transport. The record is from RefSeq and is a predicted model, not a curated record. Bases 243 to 1478 code for a protein of 411 amino acids. Lineage: Eukaryota; Metazoa; Arthropoda; Merostomata; Xiphosura; Limulidae. The transcript has 11 exons. Gene Ontology annotation, cellular component: membrane; endoplasmic reticulum; COPII-coated ER to Golgi transport vesicle.
AUUUUAACAAUUGUACUAACUAAUAUAGAAACUUUGUAGGUGGUAAUGCAGUCGAUGACACUGAUGAGAACUUAGAUUAGAAGUUGUAUGUGCGAAUAUUCUACUAUUAAAAUAAACGAAGGAAAUAUACCUAAAUUCUACAUUAUGAGGUGAUCAUAACUGAAUCCUUGUUUCGAUUUGCUAUUUUUUAUCGUCUCAGCUGCAUGCAGUUUUCACAAACGAAGUGAAAUUUCGAAAACGGAAUGGAUAAUCAACUGUUGAGACGAUCGGUUGGGAAGAAAGGUGGCCUGAAGACCAUUAAGGAACUGGAUGGUUUUACUAAAGUGUCUGAGAGUUACACACAGUCUUCAGUUUCUGGAGGAACUAUUUCUGUGAUUAGCUUUACUUUGAUUGUGAUCUUGGUGAUAUCAGAAAUUGUACACUAUACUUCAGGCAGGGUUAAGUUCCAGUAUACUGUUGACAGGGAGUUUGAUAGAAAGCUGAAAAUAAACAUAGACAUCACUGUGGCUAUGCCCUGUGCAAUGAUAGGUGCUGAUGUGUUAGAUGUGACCAAUCAAAAUGCACAGACCUUUGGUAAACUAGAGCAGGUACCUACUCGAUUCAGUUUAUCACCUGAACAGAGGAUGGACUGGGAAAUGCUACAACAGCUAAACACCCACAUCAGACAACAAUAUCAUGCCAUCCAAGACAUCAUUUGGAAUAUAGGAUUUUCUGAUAUACUUACAGGCAUUUCAACAAGUGAAUUAGAGCCUAUGGAAGAAGCAGAUGCAUGUAGAUUAUAUGGAACGUUAGUUAUUAAUAAAGUUGCUGGGAAUUUUCAUAUCACAGCAGGAAAACACAUUCCACUUCCCUUGGGCCAUGCACAUAUUUCUAUGUUUCUCUCUGAUAGAGAUUACAAUUUUUCUCACAGAAUUCAGAAAUUUUCAUUUGGGGAUGAAAUAGAAGUUAUUGAUCCACUUGCAGGAGAUGAAAAAAUAGCACCAGAAAAUUAUUACUUGUACCAGUACUAUCUUAAAAUUGUACCUACAGAAGUUGAUACCAGCAGAGUGCAAGUCAAUACAUUUCAGUAUUCAGUGACAGAACAGGAGCGUUCAAUUAGUCACCAGGCUGGUAGUCAUGGUGUGCCAGGGAUAUAUUUUAAAUAUGACAUGUCGUCUGUGAUGGUUAAAGUCUUGGAUGAAGGGCAGACUUUGUGGCAGUUCUUAGUAAGAUUGUGUGGCAUUGUUGGUGGGAUAUAUGCAACAUCUGGAAUCCUAACUGGAUUAACUCAGUUCUUGGUCGAUCUUAUUACCUGCAAGUUCUUGACUUCUACCAAGAAAAAUGACAAAUCCUUCAUUGGUAAUGAUACACAUAUUCCUGUUCAAGGACUUGUAAACUCUUUUACUGAAUCCCAACUCUUGGGUACAUCACCUAGUGGAACAUUACUUCCGGCACCUGCUCAAGAAGAACCUAAUUAUACUGAACAAGGAAUACUGUAAACAUCUCAAAGAUACAGAGUUUAUGUAUCGGAUAAUUUUAUAAAGGACUGAUAUAUCACUG